AUGUCACUAGAAAAGCUUACUUAUCCAUUGUUCGGCAACCGAUCACUCCACGUGGCGUAUUACACAGAAGUGAAGAAUAGUCCAGCGCUGCGGCAAGGUUUGUUAGACAAGAAGUUUGACGUCGCAAUGAUCAAUGCGCAUCUGAUUGCUGGCCCAUUCCAGGUGCAUUCAGCUGCCUUACGUGCUCUCCAGUGCGAUGCGUCUAACCGCCUCACAACGCGAAGUCUGCACGCCGAGCUGGUCUUUAACAUGUCUGGAUCACGCAAUGUAUCAGAAUCUCUCAAGCGAUUUGGCUUCAGUAAUGACACUACGUUACUUUUAGUUUGUGUGUUUGAUGCUGACGACGAGAAGCUGAAGGCGGUGGAGACACUUGUUGAAGGCAACCAAGUGCCUUUUAGCAAGCUUGGAUCCCAUUUAACCAGCAAAGACUUACAGCUUAUCAAGAAAUAUUACAAAAUUUCAGAGUUGGAGCUCACACAGUCAUCGCUUGAGGAUGCUGCUACAUGCAGAAUAGCGACCAAGAGCUGCAGCAAGUAA
Molecule: messenger RNA, 537 nt
Organism: Plasmopara halstedii
Lineage: Eukaryota; Oomycota; Peronosporomycetes; Peronosporales; Peronosporaceae
Product: kinase binding protein cgi-121 domain containing protein
Exons: 3
Coding region: 1-537 (178 amino acids)
Biological process (GO): telomere maintenance via recombination; tRNA threonylcarbamoyladenosine modification
Cellular component (GO): cytosol; nucleus; EKC/KEOPS complex
Source: RefSeq, a predicted model, not a curated record